This is a messenger RNA of Exophiala xenobiotica, 1714 nucleotides long. RefSeq lists its product as hypothetical. The record is from RefSeq and is a predicted model, not a curated record. The coding region runs from base 520 to 1278 and encodes 252 amino acids. The transcript has 3 exons. NCBI's taxonomy places the organism in Eukaryota, Fungi, Ascomycota, Eurotiomycetes, Chaetothyriales, Herpotrichiellaceae. Gene Ontology annotation, biological process: transmembrane transport.
UGCACUGCAUCUCUUCUUCGUAAUUUCUUCUCUUUAUUCCUUUCCAGCAGCAGUCAGUCAAAUUCCCCAUUGUUCGCAUUCUUGCAAGGAGUCACAGGAGUCUAGCUACAGCCUAAGUAGCUUCCCUUGCAGGUGUGCGGUUAGAGACUGUCCACUCUUUGAUCGCUCGGUCGCUCGUUCUCGAACUUGGGAACUUCCCUCUACAUCGGAUAAAGCACACGACACAACCGGUCCAAGAUGGCGGAGAAACCGCUCCCUUUCGUCUACCAGUUCGCCGCUGGCGCUGUGGCCGGCGUGUCUGAAAUUCUGAUGAUGUGAGCCGCCGCUUGACUUUACUUGCCUAACCCCCUGCGGACGAGACGAGCCGACGCGACAUGAGCAGACUCACUGUGCGCGCGUGGAGUAAAGGAAGGAGUUGAUGGCUGAUAAUGUUUUGCGUGCAGGUAUCCGCUCGAUGUGAUCAAGACGAGAGUACAACUCCAAGGCAAACCCAUCCCCGGCCAAGACUACUAUACCGGCAUGCUCGACUGUUUCAAGAAGAUUGUGCGCAAUGAGGGACCUUCGCGCCUGUACCGUGGCAUUGCCGCACCGAUAAUGAUGGAAGCACCCAAGCGCGCUACAAAGUUCGCCGCCAACGACUCCUGGGGCGUGUUCUACCGGCGCCUAUUCAACGUCGAGAAACCGACGCAGCCACUCGCCAUUCUCACCGGUGCGACUGCUGGUGCGACCGAAGCGUUCGUCGUCGUCCCCUUCGAGCUGGUCAAGAUCCGUCUCCAAGACCGCGCGAGUGCGGGCAAGUACAACGGCAUAGUAGACUGCGUGGUCAAGACGGUCAAGAGCGAGGGCCCCCUGGCGCUGUACAACGGAUUGGAAAGCACCCUGUGGCGCCACAUACUCUGGAACGCGGGCUACUUUGGGUGCAUCUUCCAGGUCAAGGCGCUGAUGCCCAAGGUCGAUCCGAAAAAGGAGAGGGGCAAGGCGAUGAUGACGGACUUUUUGAGUGGGUCGAUCGGAGGCACCGUCGGCACGAUACUCAACACCCCCAUGGACGUGGUCAAGUCGAGGAUCCAGAAUAGUCCAAAGAUUGCGGGCUCGGUGCCCAAGUACAACUGGGCAUGGCCUGGCUUGGGCACAAUCAUGAAAGAGGAAGGAUUCGCCGCCUUGUACAAGGGCUUCUUGCCCAAGGUGUUGCGGCUGGGUCCUGGUGGUGGUGUGUUGCUCGUCGUGUAUACCGGUGUCAUUGAUUGGUUCAGGAAGAUGGGCGCGCAACCGAUCUGAGUUGAGAGGGGCGAUGGGCUCUCCACGGCAAGAUGGUGACAGAAGUUGAGGGUUGUGAUCUGCAGGCGACAGAGCCACGGAACGGGACGUGAUAUUGCGGUUCAGCUUCGAAGAAGGUCGGAUCCAGUAUCCAAUUCUGCAUGGAAUGGUCAGGGCCCGACACGAUCGAUGCUGAGUAUGACCAUUUCGACCGGUCGACUUGUACUCUACCUCGAAGAGUACUGAUCGGGCACCAGACAAGAGAAAGAGCUAGAUUGGUCGGGGAAUCUGUGCAUAUGGGUCGUACCCUGCCGCAAAAGAUAAAGUGCUGGGCAAUUUAAGAAAUAGAGUGCACUUUCAAGCGAAGGGAAUAGAGAACUAGGCCUUAAUGAACACGUCGCGAGCAUCAUGGACACGUGUACUCUGUAAUGGUACAACAAUUCGAUUUUACACUUUG